Juglans regia (Persian walnut) is the source of this 3332-nucleotide messenger RNA. Its product is annotated as WD repeat-containing protein 3. Gene Ontology annotation, molecular function: protein binding; snoRNA binding. Gene Ontology annotation, cellular component: small-subunit processome; Pwp2p-containing subcomplex of 90S preribosome. Gene Ontology annotation, biological process: maturation of SSU-rRNA. Lineage: Eukaryota; Viridiplantae; Streptophyta; Magnoliopsida; Fagales; Juglandaceae. The record is from RefSeq and is a predicted model, not a curated record. The transcript is spliced from 12 exons. The coding region runs from base 113 to 2926 and encodes 937 amino acids.
UUACGCCCCCUUCAUCGCUAGGCGGCUGGGCCUAAGCCCCUUCAACUCUUAAACCCUAAAAACCUCCCCAAAGCAAUCAAACAAGCAAAGCAGCUGCCAGGCCAGCUCCGCCAUGGUGAAGGCCUACCUUCGGUACGAACCGGCAGCGGCCUUCGGAGUCAUUGUCUCCGUGGAGUCCAACAUCACUUACGACAGCUCCGGCAAAUUCCUCCUAGCUCCGGCGCUCGAGAAGGUUGGCGUCUGGCACGUACGCCAGGGCCUUUGUACCAAAAAUCUUGCUCCUUCGCCUGCCUCUCGCGGCCCCUCUCUUGCCGUCACCUCCAUUGCCUCUUCCCCUUCCUCAAUGAUCGCCAGUGGCUAUGCAGAUGGCAGCAUAAGAAUUUGGGAUAGCGAGAAAGGAACCUGUGAGACCACAUUAAAUGGACAUAAAGGGGCUGUGACUGUACUUCGAUUCAAUAAGCUUGGAUCCUUGCUUGCUUCUGGAAGCAGGGAUAAUGAUAUAAUACUAUGGGACGUGGUUGGCGAGACUGGCCUGUAUCGCCUUCGCGGGCAUCGUGAUCAGGUCACUGACCUCGUUUUCUUAGAUUCCGGUAAGAAACUUGUUAGUUCCUCCAAAGACAAGUUCUUGAGAGUAUGGGAUCUUGAAACUCAACACUGUAUGCAAAUAGUUAGUGGCCAUCACAGUGAAAUAUGGUCCAUAGACAUUGAUCCAGAGGAAAGAUUUCUGGUCAGUGGGUCUGCAGAUGUAGAACUCCGAUGUUACGCUCUCAAGCAUGACUUGGUAGAUGGACAACCUGUAUCUUGGAUAAAUGGAGAUUCAUCCACUCAAAACAAAUGGGAGGUUUUGAAACUGUUUGGUGAAAUUCGGCGACAAAGCAAAGAUAGAGUCUCAACUGUGAAAUUCAACAAAUCAGGGAAUUUGCUUGCCUGUCAAGUUGCAGGAAAGACCGUCGAGAUAUUCAGCAUACUGGAUGAGGCCAAAGCAAAGCGUAAAGCAAAACGGAGGCUUCAUCGGAAGAAAGAAAAAGAAGCUGCAAAAGGGGCAGCUGAGGUUAUGGAAAAUGGGGACACAAAUCUUGGAACUGGAGAGGACGGAAAUAUCCCAUUGGUUACUGCCGCUGAUGUUUUUAAGCUUCUUCAUAUUGUGCGGGCUAGCAAAAAAAUAUGUUCCAUUUCUUUCUGUCCAAUGACUCCAAAGAACUUUUUGGCCAUCUUGGCAUUGUCUUUGAACAACAAUCUAUUGGAAUUUUAUUCCAUUGAUAACAGUGAUGCCACAAGAUCACUUGCUUUUGAGCUCCAAGGACAUCGUUCUGAUGUCAGAAGUGUAACACUUAGUUCAGACAACUCUCUUUUGAUGUCAACUAGUCACAAUGCAGUAAAAAUUUGGAAUCCAAGUACUGGUUCUUGCCUUCGAACUGUUGACUCUGGGUACGGACUAUGUGGUUUAAUUAUUCCUCAGAACAAGUAUGCACUUGUUGGAACUAAAGAAGGAACUCUAGAAAUUAUUGACAUGGGGAGUGGAACUUGCCUUGAAGCAGUGGAAGCUCAUGGUGGCUCUGUUCGGUCAAUUGCAGCUCUUCCCAAUGAAAAUGGUUUUGUCACCGGAAGUGCUGAUCAUGAUGUUAAGUUCUGGGAAUACCGGAUUAAGCAGCAAUCUGGUCAAGAUACUAAACACCUAACAGUUUCAAAUGUGAGGACUAUGAAGAUGAACGAUGAUGUUCUUGUGGUUGCAGUAAGCCCUGAUGCUAAAUAUAUUGCUGUUGCACUGUUGGAUUGUACAGUGAAGAUUUUCUUUGCGGAUUCACUUAAAUUUUUUCUUUCCUUAUAUGGUCACAAGCUACCUGUGCUAUGUAUGGAUAUUUCAUCUGAUGGCGAUCUGAUUGUGACUGGCUCUGCUGACAAAAAUUUAAAGAUCUGGGGCUUGGAUUUUGGUGACUGCCAUAAGUCCAUUUUUGCUCAUGCUGAUAGUGUUAUGGGAGUGCAAUUUGUGCACAAUACUCAUUACAUGUUUAGCGUGGGGAAAGACCGCUUAGUAAAAUACUGGGAUGCUGAUAAAUUUGAGUUGCUUUUAACACUCGAGGGACAUCAUGCGGAUGUUUGGUGCCUUGCAGUCAGCAACCGUGGUGAUUUCAUUAUCACUGGAUCUCACGACCGAUCCAUACGUCGUUGGGAUCGUACUGAAGAACCAUUUUUCAUUGAGGAGGAGAAAGAAAAAAGGUUGGAGGAGAUGUUCGAAUCUGAUCUUGACAAUGCAUUUGAAAACAGGUAUGCAACCAAAGAGGAAGUCCCUGAGGAGGGUGCUGUGGCCUUAGCAGGGAAGAAGACUCAGGAAACCCUUACAGCAACCGACUUAAUUAUUGAUGCACUAGACUUAGCAGAGGUAGAACUGAAGCGUAUUGCUGAACAUGAGGAUGAGAGAAACAGGGGGAAAGUUACUGAAUUCCAACCAAAUGUCAUCAUGCUUGGGCACUCGCCAUCUGAUUAUGUUCUCCGUGCACUUUCUAAUGUUCACACUAAUGAUCUGGAGCAAACGUUGCUGGCUUUACCGUUCUCUGAUGCUUUGAAGCUUAUAUCUUACUUGAAGGAUUGGACUUCAAAUCCUGAUAAGGUUGAGCUCAUUUGCAGGGUCGCUACAGUGCUAUUGCAGACACAUCAUAAUCAGUUGGUUACUACUCCUGCUGCCAGACCCGUGCUUACAGUUCUUAAGAGCAUUCUUUAUGCAAGAGUCAAGGAAUGCAAAGACACACUUGGUUUCAACCUUGCUGCUAUGGAUCAUAUCAAGCAAUUAAUGGCUUCAAGAUCCGAUGCACUCUUUCGAGAUGCAAAAUCAAAGUUACUAGAAAUUCGAGCACAACAUUCAAAACGUUUAGAUGCAAGGUUAGAGACAAAAGAAGAAAAGCGGAAAAAGAAGAAACAGAAGAAAUGAAGUGAUAUGCAUGGUUGGACAUGAAUUUUAGGGUGAGAGUCGAGACACUGUUCCUGAUACUUUUAGAGAGGAACAUCAAGCUCGGGCGCAUAUGACUUUGUGAAAACAAUGCUGGAAUUAAAGUUGCUACUAGUUAAUUGAAGGCUUGGAUUACUAUACAAUCAAAAGAAAUUCCAUAUUUUACACACGACAAGUGAGGUAAGAAAAACUGGACCAAGUAUAUCCUAAAGGUCAAUCAGGCAAACAACUUGAGAUUAUCCUUUUUUCAUGCAAAUCUAGGCGGGUGGUUUUUGCCUCUGUAAUUUAAAGAGGGCCGUUUGCUUAGAAGUUUUGUUGCUGUCAGUUGUAAUUGUGACAUCUAGUGUGAUUUUAGUGAGGAAUUUGAAUUACUUGUUUUGUUUUUUUC